CAUAAGUGCCAUGCACAAGCUUGUCCACUAGGAGGUGGUGUUGUCUACGAACUGGAGGGUGUGUGCGUUCCCGCAGCAACAGGGAAGAUGGCAGCUCUCACAUCUCUCACCCAGCUGUCAAGUGGGAACCCUGUGUACGAGAACUUUUAUAGACAGGUGGACCCAGGAAACACGGGGAGAGUAGGGCCCACGGAAGCUGCGUUGUUCCUAAAGAAAUCUGGCCUUCCUGAUGUCACCUUGGGAAAGAUCUGGGAUUUGGCAGACCCAGAUGGGAAAGGGUUCUUGGACAAACAGGGGUUCUAUGUAGCUCUGCGGUUGGUGGCCUGUGCACAGAGCGGACAAGACGUCAGCCUCACUAGUCUGAACCUCACUAUCCCUCCCCCCAAAUUUAAGGACACUAGCAGCCCAUCGCUCAGCACAUCAUCGGUCUCUAGUGAACCCCACUGGGCUGUGAGGCCCGAAGAAAAGGGUAAAUUCGAUGGGAUAUUUGAAAGUCUUGCACCAGUCAGUGGACUGCUCUCUGGUGACAAAGUAAAACCAGUUCUAAUCAACUCAAAACUACCUCUGGACGUGUUAGGAAAGGUUUGGGAUCUUAGUGACAUUGAUAAAGAUGGACAUCUGGAUGGAGAUGAGUUUGCUGUGGCCAUGCACCUGGUCUAUCGGGCCCUGGAGAAGGAGCCGGUCCCCUCUGUUCUCCCCUCCUCUCUCAUCCCUCCUAACAAGAGGAAGAAGUCUCUGGUUGGCUCCCUCCCUGGCACCGUGCCUGUGCUGCCCGCCAGCCCCCCGCCCCCCAAGGACAGCCUGCGCUCCACCCCUUCCCACGGCAGCAUGAACUCCCUCAACAGUGCCGGCAGCCUCUCCCCCAAACACACCUCUUCUCCAUGCCAGCACUCAGUGAACUGGGUGGUCCCGGUGACAGACAGAGGACGCUUUUGUGAAAUCUUCCUGAAGACAGACUUGGAUCUGGAUGGCUUUGUCAGCGGAAUGGAAGUCAAGGACAUCUUCAUGCACUCAGGGCUGCCCCAGAUACUGGCACAUAUAUGGGCCCUGGCAGACACCAGGCAGAUGGGGAAGCUGACGCGGGAGCAGUUUUCUCUGGCCAUGCACUUCAUCCAGCAGAAAGUCAGCAAAGGCAUGGACCCUCCUCAGGCUGACCCUGACAUGAUCCCCCCUUCAGAGAGGGGCACUCCCGUUCCAGACAGCUCCAGUUCUGUUGGGUCAGGGUCAGAGUUCACUGGAAUCAAGGAGCUUGAUGACAUCAGUCAAGAGAUUGCUCAGCUGCAGAGGGAGAAAUUCACCCUGGAGCAGGACAUCAGAGAUGCUGAGGAGGCCAUCAGACACAAGUCCUCAGAAGUGCAGGAGAUGCAGAACGACCUGGACAGAGAGACGUGCAGUCUGCAGGAGCUGGAGGCCCAGAAGCAGGAUGCCCAGGAGCGGCUGGAGGAGAUGGACCAGCAGAAGGCCAAGCUGGAGGACAUGCUCAACGACGUCAGGAUCCAGUGCAACGAGGAGUCCCAAAUGAUCUCAUCUCUGCAGAACCAGAUCCACUCCCAGGAGACAGACCUGCAGAGCCAGGAGGAGGAACUGAGCCGGGCUAAAGCAGACCUGAACCGGCUGCAGUUGGAGGAGAGCCAGAUGGAACAGAGCCUGACUGCCGGCAAGUUCCAGCUGGAGACCAUCAUCAGGUCCCUCAAAGCUACCCAGGACGAGAUCAACCAGGCUCGCAGUAAGCUGUCUCAGAUCCAGGACAGCCAGCAGGAGAUGAAUAAGAGCAUUGAGCAGUACAACAGCACCUUGAAUGGGACCCACAGAGGCAGCAUGACCAACCUGGCUGACAUGAGCGAGGGAUUCCCCGACCGUGAGAACGGAGACUUCGGCGCCAUGGAGGACCCGUUCAAGGUGAAUACAUCUGGGUUCAAUAGCGUCCCUCAGGAGAUGCACACAGACCCCUUUCACUCCGAAGACCCCUUCAAGACAGACCCGUUCAAAGGUGACCCCUUCCAAAAUGACCCUUUUGCAAAGCAGUCAUCACUACCAGCCGCUGCAGAUCUCUCUCUCCACCCAGACCCCUUUGGGGGGGACCCCUUCAAAGAGACGGACCCCUUCAAGGCCUCGUCAGAAGACUUCUUCAAGAAGACCACCAUCAAGGCAGACCCCUUUAGCACCACUGACCCUUUCAGUAAAAGUGCCACCCUCCCCACCAAGACAAGUCAUUUUACAAGCAGCGCAGACCCUUUCUUAUCCAUUAGCCCAAAACCCACCAGAGGGCCAGGACCAGAUCUCUUUGGUACUCUGGACCCCUUUGGAAGCAGCACUGCUUUUGGAGGCAGUAACAGCUCAUUUGGCAGUAUCAGUAACAGUGGGUUUGCAGACUUCAGCCAAAUGUCAAAGAUCAGAGACCCAAUGGAAGGAAGAGGAGGUUUCCCAGAAUACCAGCAGUCGGGGUUUGUGGAGGACCCCUUCAGUAGGAAUCAGGACGGCCCAGCUCUGCCGCCCAAGAUGAGUGUUCCCCCCAGACCCAAACCUCCCAGUGGUAAAAGCAGCCCUGUCAACUUGCCUGGAGGAGCGGGCGACUUGGCCAAGCCCUGCGACCCCUUCCAGCCAUUCGGCAGUGACGCCAUCGACCCAUUUCAGAGUAAAAAGGUGGUCGGAGACCCCUUUAGUGGCAAAGACCCUUUUGCUCCUUCUGCCUCAAGUAAAGCCUCUAAAGACUCUUCCUUGGGUUUUGCAGACUUCAGUUCUUUUGGAAAUGAGGCUCAGCAACUGGAGUGGGCGAAGCGAGAGAGUGAGCGAGCGGAGCGGGAGCGGCUGAAGAGACUCCGGCAGCAGGAGCAAGAGGACUUAGAGCUGGCCAUCGCUCUCAGCAAGGCCGAGAUGUCCCACGGGUGACCUGGACUGGACACACACAGACACACAUACGUAGAGAUAUGCACACAUAGACAAACGCACACAUAGACAUACUCUUACUAGCGUUACUAGUUCAUAAACAUACGCAGACACUCACACACACACGCAUAACACAUUCGUAUACAACUCACAAACCGUACCCCACACACUGUGAAGGACCCAUAGCUGGCCAUUUCCCUCAGGGCCGAUGUGCCCAAGACAUGACCGCUUCCUCAACCACACAAACACAGACAUACGCAUGCAGACACACACCACCGCUACAACACACAUACACACUCCACCUGAUACGCACACUCAGAUACACACACCUCGCCACACAUUCCCCAGACCGACAAACUCUCAAAGCAAAACAAUAGCAAAACAGAACUUUUGGGGUCGUCCUGGACCCUAUGUGGAAACGGAACUGGAUUUUACUUUACGGUGGGAGGUUGGCGUGGGGGUGGGAGCCAGCAAUCACAAUCUCUCUUACUGUUUUUAAUUGAUAAGUGGGGAGGGGAACGGAUGAUGACCCAUGGUUUGUGAAGGAAGUGAUGCACUGUUUGAAUGCACUAUAGAGGCUGGCUUAACAUGUAAAGAUGAGCAGAAUAUGUGUCUGUCUGGUGAGGGAGCAUGGAUCCCCUCACUUGACCGACUAGCGCUCUGACAGAUGUGAAGAAGGGAAUAGCUAAAGGUUAUGGCGGGAUGCUUUUAUUUUAGUAUUGGUUUAUUAUGUGAAUGUGGUGAGCCAUGGGAGCAGUGCUGGGUGCUUCCCUGACUGGUUACUGCAAGUGUUGUGUGAGAGAGAGGUCUGCUUGGACCAGAACAAAUUGUACAGAUAUAUUUUCUUUCUCGCCGAGUGUGAGAUAGUAGAUGCAUUGUUUUUUACAAUAUUUCAGUGCUUCAGCGAACAUAGGGAGAAGGAAUGGAUACUUAGUUGUGCCUCUUCUGACAGUUUAAGUAAGUUCAAAAGGCUGUGAUUUACAUCAAAUAACCACAAAAACGACUAGAUGAGGGAAAUUCUUUAAAGUUUUACUAUGUUUUAUUAUAGAGGGUUUAAUUGCAGAUUUGUACGAUUUUUAUUUAAUUUAAUUACGUAAUAAGUGUUAUUUUAUUAUUUUAUGUAGUAUUUGUUAAAGGACUGAAACAAUAUUGUUAAUUACAAUUCUAGUUGUAAGAGCUGCAAAUAUGGAUUAACCUGCAAGCACACCCUGCAGAGAGGUCAAAGAAAGUAAGAAAUGGCCUGUGGUUUUCUUCGGCUAACCAUCAAUGAUAUGCAAAUUCAUUAGGUCACGUGAGUUUCACAGCUAUAACGUGAAUAUUCAACGGUUUGCGGUACAGUGUCAUAGUUUGUUACAACUUUUAUUUUAUUUUAGCCGCAUUGUCUUUUACUUGAUUUUCUUGCUGAUGGUACUGCCUAGCACAUUAAACCUGUGGUUCUUACUUCACUUUCAAACUUAAAGGGCAAUUCCACCGCUUUUCAAUCUCAUUUUCAUUAUCAACAGCGCAAUACCAGUGUCUACAUAUGUAAAAACGGCACUACAGCUGAAAUAAGUUAUGAU
This is a messenger RNA of Salvelinus sp. IW2-2015, 4445 nucleotides long. The record is from RefSeq and is a predicted model, not a curated record. Lineage: Eukaryota; Metazoa; Chordata; Actinopteri; Salmoniformes; Salmonidae.